Molecule: messenger RNA, 613 nt
Organism: Phragmites australis (common reed)
Lineage: Eukaryota; Viridiplantae; Streptophyta; Magnoliopsida; Poales; Poaceae
Exons: 1
Coding region: 145-405 (86 amino acids)
Source: RefSeq, a predicted model, not a curated record
CCCGGUCCACGUCGAUCGUCUGGCUGAGGAGAUCGGGCAGGGCUCUAUAAGAUGGAGCAGCAGCGUAGCGUGCCACACGAGACUGCCGCAGGAGAGUCAGGAGCGUGCGCGUAGGCCGGGUGGUGGUGGACGGGCUGCGGCGGCAUGUGCAACGGGCGGGAGCACGCCCUCCGCGCCUCGCUGCGCGACGCGAGGCCGGAGCCGGCAGCGGCAACGGGGCGGCACGACGCGAAGAUGGAGGCGGAGCCCGAGCGCGCCGAGGCUGAGACGACGGCGACGACGGUGCGGGCGAGGGUGCGCGCGUGUGAGGCCGAGCGGGAGUGGAAGCAGCGGGCAAGGGAGGCGGAGGCGGAGAUGCAGAGGACGGAGAAGCUCAUGCACCUGCUCUUCUGGGGCCCCAACUGACCCGUCUGACCCACCGGUCUCGAAGGUCUCCACGGUCCAAUACUCCAAUACAAUAGCGUGUGGUGCAUGUUUGUGAUCGACAGUUUAGCAUCCUUGUUUAGUUGUUCCAACGCGAUGCAAAACUGUUCGUUGUUUGGUUUUGUUUACAUGGCAAAUACAAAAUGGAGUUCUUAGUCCUGGUGGAUCGUAACCACAGGCAGAUUCUGAA